This is a messenger RNA of Trichoplax adhaerens, 666 nucleotides long. RefSeq lists its product as uncharacterized. The transcript has 2 exons. NCBI's taxonomy places the organism in Eukaryota, Metazoa, Placozoa, Uniplacotomia, Trichoplacea, Trichoplacidae. The record is from RefSeq and is a predicted model, not a curated record. Bases 1 to 666 code for a protein of 221 amino acids.
AUGACUGACGAAAUCACUCAUCAGGAUGAUCAUGAUCCAUUCGAUCCGACAAAAAUUCCCCAGUUAAGAAUGAUCGAAAUUAACAAUCAAGUCAAAGAGCUACAAACGAUCAUUAGAGACAGGGAGACAACACGUAGUGAUUUCGUAUUUUGCGCUGAUCGACUAAUUCGCUUAGUGGUAGAGGAAGGAUUAAAUCAACUGCCUCAUGAAACUACUGAUGUAACAACGCCGACAGAUCAGGUCUAUCAUGGAUUAAAAUUUGGCAAUGCUAAUUGUGGUGUUAGUAUUAUGAGAAGUGGUGAAGCAAUGGAACGCGGAUUAAGGGAUUGCUGUUCAUCUAUUCGUAUCGGUAAGAUACUCAUUCGAUACAACGAAGACAGUGAAGAGCCAAUGGUAUAUUAUGCUAAAUUUCCACCGGAUGUUUCUAAGCGUAAAGUAUUGUUAAUGUAUCCUCUUUUAAAUACUGGUCAAACAGCUAUUGCGGCCAUAAGAACCUUAAUCAAUCAUUCAGUACUUGAAGACAAUAUCAUAUUCCUAAAUCUUUUCGCUACUCCAGAAAGUAUAUCAGCAAUUGUCAAGCAAUAUCCUAAAAUCACCAUACUAUCAUCCGAGGUGGAUCAGAUUUGCCCUAAUUACUUUGGACAAAAAUAUUUUGGAAGCGAAUAA